CGCAACCGCAACCAUCACCAACCAUUAUAAACUACUCUCAUCAUCAAUCCAUCACCAACCCAGCACCCACCAUCCCAAAAUGACCAACCCCACCACCAUGAAAGCCUGGCUAUACAGCCAAACGACCGGCGGGCUGGAGAAAAACCUCACCCUGACGACCACCGCGCCCGCGCCCCCGGCCCUGAAAAACAACCAGAUCCUGAUCCGGGUGCUCACUGCAGCCCUGAACCCCGCCGAUUACAAAGUGCCCGCGAUGCCCAUAGUCAACAGGCUGCUGAUCAGCAAGCCCGCGAGCCCCUGUAUCGACUUCGCAGGCGAAGUAGCCGCCACAGGGGCCGGCGUGUCGGAGUUCACGACCGGGCAGAUUGUGUUCGGGGAUUUGGGGCUGCCGACGAAGUUUGGGACGUUGGGGGAGUAUGUUGUUACGGUGGCGGAGAAUCUGUGUGCGGUGCCGGAGGGGGUGGAGGUUGAUCAUGCGUCGACGGUGGGGGUGGCGGGGCAGACGGCGUGGCAGUCGAUUGCGCCCUAUGUGACUGCUGGGGCGGGGGAGAAGGUGCUGAUCAUUGGGGGCUCUGGGGGGUGUGGGACCUUUGCGAUCCAGAUUGCCAAGGCGUUGGGGUGUGUGGUCACCACGACGUGUUCGACGAAGAAUGUGGAGUUUGUGAAGUCGUUGGGGGCGGAUGAGGUUAUUGAUUAUACCACUGAGGAUGUGGUGGGGGUGUUGAAGGCUAAGGGGCAGGUGUUUAGCCAUGUCGUCGAUCAUAUUGGUGAGCCGGCGGACUUGUAUCGCGAGAGUGAUAAGUUCUUGCUGCCUGGGAAGGUGUUUGCGCAGGUGGGCGCGAAUUGGAUGCCCUUGUUUGCGGUGAGGUUGCUGAGGCCGGCGUUUUUGGGUGGCGGAAGGAGGAGGUAUGUGCCUCUCUUCUGGAAGAGUAGUAAAGAGGAUUUGGGGAAGGUGGGGGAGUUGAUUAAGGAGGGGAAGGUGAAAGUUGUCCUUGACAGUGUGUUUGAGUUUGAGGAUGCGCCGAAGGCGUUUGAGAAGUUGAGGUUGGGGAGGGCGAGGGGGAAGAUUGUUGUGCAUGUGGCGGAGAGGGAGUAGAUUGAUUGUCAUGAACGGGGUUUAAUGUGAGGAAAGUCGUGUAUUUCAUAAAGCUAUGGACUUUUUUUUAACUAAUUACAGUGCAAGUCAACCCCUUAUGAGUCAGUUCGUUUCAAGAAUGUCAGAGCGCCCGCAGCCAUGGCAUCCACGGCGGUCUGGAGAGUGGGCUCGAUCACCGGCGCAAAAAACGGCGAGUGAUUGCCAGGGAGGCCUUUUACAGUCCCCUUCUUGACGGCAUCGUCCCAGGUC
Molecule: messenger RNA, 1345 nt
Organism: Aspergillus heteromorphus CBS 117.55
Lineage: Eukaryota; Fungi; Ascomycota; Eurotiomycetes; Eurotiales; Aspergillaceae
Product: NAD(P)-dependent alcohol dehydrogenase
Exons: 1
Coding region: 80-1096 (338 amino acids)
Cellular component (GO): mitochondrion
Molecular function (GO): zinc ion binding; oxidoreductase activity
Source: RefSeq, a predicted model, not a curated record